AUGAAGCUAACAGACAUCUUAAAACUAGACAAACCUCUUCUAUGUGAAACCUGCAAAAGAGCCUUCACCGAUCAUCUGGACCUAGCUUUACAUUCAAAGAAACAUAAUCCUCAAAAAUUACACACGUGUCACUUAUGUGGGUUCUCAGUAGCUACCAAGUUUCGAAUACGAAGACACAUCAACGGCCAUGCUGGAUAUAAAUGCGAGAUAUGUCUAAAAGUGUUCAGGAAAGCUAGAGCUGCCUUGAAGCAUUCCUACAGUCACACUGGAGAGAAAAUGUACCAGUGCGAGAUAUGCGGCAAACAUUUAGCUAAUUCCAAGAGUCUGGAUACUCAUUUAAAUACGAUACAUCACGAAAUCAUCACUGGGAAGCCUUUGGUUAAGUUUGAUUGUCCUAUAUGUCUCAAACACUACGAGUCUGAGACGGGUCUGCGACGACACUACUCCAGUAUGCAUAAGGAAAUGGGUGUAGACUUGACUGUAAUUUGUGAAGUGUGUGGAAAGCGUAUUUCGAACAGGACUAGACUGACGCGACAUAUGCGCACGCAUACCGGCCAAAAACCGUUCCCUUGUACGGUCUGCGAGAGGCACUUUGCUACGAAAUGUCUGUUGACGUCACAUCUUCGCGUCCAUACGGGAGAAAAACCAAACACCGGGAAGAAGAAACAACAAAGAAAAUCUUCCAUAAAAGUUCCAGAACCAGAAAUCGACGAAGAGCUGAUGAAGCUAACAGACAUUUUAAAACUAGACAAGCCCCUUCUAUGUGAAACCUGCAAAAGAGCCUUCACGGAUCAUUUGGAACUAGCUUUACAUUUGAGGGAACAUAGUCCUGCUAAGUUAUACACGUGUCACUUAUGUGGCUUCUCAGCAAAUUACAAGAGACGAAUGCGAAGACAUAUCAACGGUCAUGCUGGAUAUAAAUGCCAGAUAUGUUUAAAGGUGUUUAGGAAAGCUAGAGUUGCCUUGAAGCAUUCCUAUAGCCAUACUGGAGAGAAGAUGUACCAGUGCGAGAUAUGUGGCAAGUAUUUGACUAAUUCUAAAGGUCUGCAUAAACAUCUGAAUACGAUACAUCACGAAAUCAUAACUGGAAAACCUUUGGUUAAGUUCGAUUGUCGUGUAUGUUUCAAACACUACGAAACUGCGACGGGUCUGCGACGGCACUAUUCCAGUACGCAUAAGGAAAUGGGUGUAGACUUGAGUGUAGUCUGCGACGUGUGUGGAAAGCGUAUUUCAAACAGGACUAGACUGAAGCGACAUAUGCAAACGCAUACGGGCCAAAAACCGUUCCCUUGUACGGUCUGCGAGAGACACUUCGCGACGAAAUGUCUGUUGACGUCGCAUCUUCGCACCCAUACGGGAGAAAAACCGUACGUGUGUUCGUAUUGCGGGAAAGGGUUCGGACAGUCGGCGCCUUAUAGAUAUCAUAUUAAGAUUCAUACGGGGGAUAGGAGAAACACCGGGAAGAAGAAACAACAGAAAAAACCUCCCAUAAAAGCUCCAGUGUCAGAAAAGAAGAAACAAAAGAAGAAAAAUAAUUCUAUAACCGUUCCAGAACCAGAAAUCGACGAAGAGCUGAUGAAGCUAACAGACAUCUUAAAACUAGACAAGCCCCUUUUAUGUGAAACCUGCAAGAGAGCCUUCACAGAUCAUUUGGAACUAGCUUUACAUUCGAGGGAACAUAGUCCUGCUAAGUUAUACACGUGUCACUUAUGCGGCUUCUCAGUAGAUUACAAGAUUAAAAUACGAAGACAUAUCAACGGUCAUGCUGGAUAUAAAUGCGAGAUAUGUCUAAAGGUGUUUAGGAAAGCUAGAGCUGCCUUGAAGCAUUCCUAUAACCAUUCUGGAGAGAAGAUGUACCAGUGCGAGAUAUGUGGCAAGCAUUUGGCUAAUUCUGAAAUUCUGCAUAAACAUCUAAAUACGAUACAUCACGAAAUCAUCACUGGAAAACCUUUGGUUAAGUUUGAUUGUCGUGUAUGUCUCAAACACUACGAAUCUGCGACGGGUCUGCGACGGCACUACUCCAGUACGCAUAAGGAAAUGGGUGUAGACUUGACUGUAGUCUGCGACGUGUGUGGAAAGCGUAUUUCAAACAGUGCUAGACUGAAGCGACAUAUGCAAACGCAUACGGGCCAAAAACCGUUCCCUUGUACGGUCUGCGAGAGGAACUUCGCGACGAAAUGUCUGUUGACGUCGCAUCUUCGCACCCAUACGGGAGAAAAACCAAACACCGGGAAGAAGAAACAACAGAAAAAACCUCCCAUAAAAGCUCCAGUGUCAGAAAAGAAGAAACAAAAGAAGAAAAAUAAUUCUAUAACCGUUCCAGAACCAGAAAUCGACGAAGAGCUGAUGAAGCUAACAGACAUCUUAAAACUAGACAAGCCCCUUUUAUGUGAAACCUGCAAGAGAGCCUUCACAGAUCAUUUGGAACUAGCUUUACAUUCGAGGGAACAUAGUCCUGCUAAGUUAUACACGUGUCACUUAUGCGGCUUCUCAGUAGAUUACAAGAUUAAAAUACGAAGACAUAUCAACGGUCAUGCUGGAUAUAAAUGCGAGAUAUGUCUAAAGGUGUUUAGGAAAGCUAGAGCUGCCUUGAAGCAUUCCUAUAACCAUUCUGGAGAGAAGAUGUACCAGUGCGAGAUAUGUGGCAAGCAUUUGGCUAAUUCUGAAAUUCUGCAUAAACAUCUAAAUACGAUACAUCACGAAAUCAUCACUGGAAAACCUUUGGUUAAGUUUGAUUGUCGUGUAUGUCUCAAACACUACGAAUCUGCGACGGGUCUGCGACGGCACUACUCCAGUACGCAUAAGGAAAUGGGUGUAGACUUGACUGUAGUCUGCGACGUGUGUGGAAAGCGUAUUUCAAACAGUGCUAGACUGAAGCGACAUAUGCAAACGCAUACGGGCCAAAAACCGUUCCCUUGUACGGUCUGCGAGAGGAACUUCGCGACGAAAUGUCUGUUGACGUCGCAUCUUCGCACCCAUACGGGAGAAAAACCAAACACCGGGAAGAAGAAACAACAGAAAAAAUCUCCGAUAACCGUUCCAGAACCAGAAAUCGACGAAGAGCUGAUGAAGCUAACAGACAUCUUAAAACUAGACAAGCCCCUUCUAUGUGAAACCUGCAAAAGAGCCUUCACAGAUCAUUUGGAACUAGCUUUACAUUCGAGGGAACAUAGUCCUGCUAAGUUAUACACGUGUCACUUAUGUGGCUUCUCAGCAAAUUACAAGAGACGAAUACGAAGACAUAUCAACGGUCAUGCUGGAUAUAAAUGCGAGAUAUGUCUAAAGGUGUUUAGAAAAGCUAGAGCUGCCUUGAAGCAUUCUUAUCGACAUACUGGAGAGAAGAUGUACCAGUGCGAGAUAUGUGGCAAGCAUUUGGCUAAUUCUAAAGGUCUGCGUAAACAUCUGAAUACGAUACAUCACGAAAUCAUCACUGGAGAACCUUUGGUUAAGUUCGAUUGUCGUGUAUGUCUCAAACACUACGAAUCUGCGACGGGUCUGCGACGGCACUAUUCCAGUACGCAUAAGGAAAUGGGUGUAGACUUGACUGUUAUUUGUCAAGUGUGCGGAAAGCGUAUUUCAAGCAGGGAUAGACUGACGCGACAUAUGAGCACACAUACCGGCCAAAAACCGUUCCCUUGUACGGUCUGCGAGAGACACUUCGCGACGAAAUUUCUGUUGACGUCACAUAUUCGCACCCAUACGGGAGAAAAGCCGUACGUGUGUUUGUAUUGCGGGAAGCGGUUCGGACAGUCGGGGCCUUAUAGAUAUCAUAUUAAGAUUCAUACGGGGGAUAGGAGGUAUCCUUGCACCAUUUGCGCUUGGAUUCAGUUCGCUUGGGGAUACACCACAGGUGGCUCUAAAGACGCUGAAAAGCAGAAACCUUGGUCAGCCGAUGGUGGUGGCCCCGAUUUGAAUUUAAUCUAA
Molecule: messenger RNA, 3924 nt
Organism: Diabrotica virgifera virgifera (western corn rootworm)
Lineage: Eukaryota; Metazoa; Arthropoda; Insecta; Coleoptera; Chrysomelidae
Product: zinc finger protein 729-like
Exons: 6
Coding region: 1-3924 (1307 amino acids)
Source: RefSeq, a predicted model, not a curated record